This is a messenger RNA of Didymodactylos carnosus, 1124 nucleotides long. Lineage: Eukaryota; Metazoa; Rotifera; Eurotatoria; Philodinida; Philodinidae. The record is from the annotation of a GenBank genome assembly.
UGUUAAUAAAAUGUGUUCUGUUCCAAAGUCUCUUCUUUUGAACGGUGAAAAUUCGAACUCUCUAACCACAUUUCAUUCUCCAGAUAUUCAAAUAAAUGGUUACGGGCAUUAAAUUUUUAAAACGAUAGUAACAGUUUGAUUAUAUUUAGAAAAAAAAAGACUAUUUUAUAUGUUUUGAUACUUUUUUUCGUCAAGUGGUGAAACUAAAUGAGAGAUGUUUAUUGUAAAAACUUUUUCCAUGCAGAACUUAGAGUAGAGAUUUCUUUAUCUGUUUUGGAAUGAACGGAUUGAGUCAAAAACUUACGUUGAACCUAUGGUUUGUUUAUUCAACUUCUAAAUUUCGUAUUUUGUAUUUGCUUUUUAUACUAACAAGGAAAGUAACAGAUUAUUGGGUCUGAACGUAAAUUAUCUAUGACUAACUCUACAUUAUUAUAAUCUUAUCUCGAAUUCAGUAUUCAUUUAGUUUUUUUAAGCUGCUUUAUCCAAAAAGCAGUCUCUGCUUUGAUUAGUUGUGUUUUCUACACUUUUCAAUGAUAAUGUGCAAUGCACAAUAGAGACGUUUUUUGGAUACAGUUUAUUAUCUUUUAGGCACACACGGUUUGACAACUUUAAGAAUGGAUAAUGGAGAAAAAUGCGUAAUACCAAAACAAAUACUCCAGUCUCAAAAAAUUCAUGCCAUUUUGGAAUAUAAAAACCGCUGUGAAGAGGAUGAUUUCGAACCAUUUGGAAUUAGAAAAUUAUACGACAUCCUGAAUAGCAUUAAUCCAUCCGAACAGAAAGUACUUUCUGGUCUUGAUGAAUUCGUAACUGAAGGCGUGGAGGCCUGGGAUACACUGUCAGGCAGGAUUCGUAUCGUUCACAAAUUUGCAAUACCGCAGAAUGAACGAAAAUGUUUGCAAAAACAAAUUCAAGUAGCUGAAAUGUAUCAAAAGUCACGAUAUGCUGGACAUUGUUCAUUGACAUCAGACUGUGUCACACAUUGCAUAACAUUUGGUUUGAGUGAUCCUUCAAGCCCAGAUUUCGAAACUAAAUGCCAAUAUUCACAUACAACAAGUUGUUCGGAUUAUGUUAAUAUAUUUAAUGCAUUAGAUGAAAUCGAAAAAAAUAAUAAAAGAGAUAAAUGA